AUGUGCGUAGGGCGCUAUAAGUAUCAUUCGUUUUAUUAUUUGCUGUAUAAUGCAGGUGAACCAAAGAAAAAACGAAGGAAAAAGGAGCAUUCAUAUGCAUUGUUGCUGGCAUAUCAAGGGAAAAGGUACUGUGGCAUGCAGGUGCAAAAAGAUCAACCAACAGUUGAAGGUGAGCUGUUCAAAGCAAUGGCGCAGUGUGGCUAUAUCCCAGAAGAAGAUAUCUUUUCACCAAUACGUUUUUCAUUCCAGCGAGCCGCUCGAACAGAUCGUAGUGUAUCAGCAGCCCGUCAAAUGUGCUCGAUGCGGCUCUUCCUGGAAAAUCAUGAGAAUUUCUUGAAAACUGCUACCGGUGAGCUGAAUAAGCAUUUACCGGAUGAUGUCCGCGUCUUAGGUGUCAGACGUGCAAUUCGUACUUUUACGGCACACAGGGAUUGUGAUAAACGAACCUAUUCAUAUACUUUGCCAACAUUUGCCUUUGCUAGACCAGAUGAGUUAACAACCAGUAAAUAUCGCAUCAGCGAAAUCUCGAUUGCUGAUUUGAAUGAUGUGCUUGCAAUGUACAAAGGCACUCAUAACUUCUUCAAUUACACUUCUGGGAAGUUAGUCAGUUUUUACAGAACUUUAUCCUGA
Messenger RNA from Gongylonema pulchrum, 630 nucleotides. Lineage: Eukaryota; Metazoa; Nematoda; Chromadorea; Rhabditida; Gongylonematidae. The record is from the annotation of a GenBank genome assembly.